UUUUAAUAAAGCAACGAUAAACUAUCAAUGAAGAUUAUAAUUUAUCUUAAAGCUUAAAGAGUAAUGUAGAUUAUGGAAAUCAAUUACAUAUUUUAUUUGUCUACAGUUCAAAUACGUUUUGGGCGUUCUGAAACAUGGACUUCAAAGUGGAACUAGUGGUGUUUAUUACCUUCCUGAUUGGAAGCUUGGCUAUUCCAACGCCCGAAGAUUCCUUUUUCGAAGAAGAUGAUUUGUCCAUCUUCUUUGACCAAACCGACGUCAACGCCCGUAUCGUCGGCGGUACUCCGGCAGCGGUUGGUGGUCACCCUCACAUGGUGGCAAUGACCUCUGGAGCAAUUGUCAGGAGUUUCCAUUGUGGAGCAUCUUUGAUCACUCAGCGCACAGUCCUCACUGCUGCCCACUGCAUUGAUGCUGUUUUUAGGGAAGGUGCUCUUGUUAGCACAUUCCGUCUGAACAUCGGCUCCAACCUCUGGAACGGUGGAACUGACUACGUUGUGGCUCGCAAUGUCACUCACCCCAACUGGUACAGGCCCACGAUCAAGGAAGACAUCGGUGUUCUUAUUACCGCCAUUGACGUAGCUCUUAGCAGCCAGGUGCAACCUGUGCCUCUCACUUACGACUUCAUUGGUGGAGAAGUUCCAUCCAUACUGGCUGGAUGGGGUAGAGUUCGAGCUGGUGGUGCUAUUUCUCGACAACUGCUGGAACUAAGGACCAGCACCCUGGACGGCGCUGACUGCAUGAUUCACGCCGCUCGUGCUGCCAUUACUCUGAAUAGCUUAAAUUCUCCUCCUGUUGAUCCUCGCUUCGAGAUCUGUGCUUACCACUCUGCUGGAUUUGGUGCUUGCAAUGGUGACUCUGGUAGUGCUCUUCGUCGCGCUUCCGAUGGUCAUCAGUUCGGUAUCGUCUCCUGGGGCUUCCCAUGCGCUCUGGGUGCCCCUGACAUGUACGUUAGGGUUAGCUUUUACCAGAACUGGUUGAGGUCCGUCAUAGUUUAAAAACAGAACUUCGCUGACAUAAUUAUAAUGUUGACUACAUGUCUACCUG
This is a messenger RNA of Spodoptera exigua (beet armyworm), 1044 nucleotides long. Lineage: Eukaryota; Metazoa; Arthropoda; Insecta; Lepidoptera; Noctuidae. The record is from the annotation of a GenBank genome assembly.